GUGAUCUAUUCAUUAACACUGGUCAUGCUAGUUACAGGGUUUCCGGUUUUACAACAAACAGAGCAGGUAACUCCGCAGCGAUUUUCAGGUGUCCCGCUGGAGAAGAGCGCGGCGAGGUCACACGUACACAAACACACACUCCCAGCUGAACUACACGCUGCGCGAUCAGAGUAGCAAUGAGAGGAGAGACCAGACCACACCUCCGAGCGGAGGGCAAAAGUCCGGACUGAACGAGCAGCGCACCUGCAACGCCAUUCGCUAUGACAACCUGAUAUGGUCGGGAUUACUGUGCGAGACUUACAUUAAACUUGAUGUCUCUUUUAGCUGAGCGCGUUUCACCUCUCAGACGGAUUGGCUGUAUUUUUCUUGCUGUGUGUAUUUGUGGCUGAUGUGUUCGGGAUGGUGUGCUGCCUGCCAGCGCAUCACAGAUAGUGACCUGUCUCAUCCUGGCCAAGAGAAGAACUCAGAGACUUGCUCCAUUGUCUGUGUCUAGCAACCAGGCAGAGAAGAAUACAUCGGAGACCUGCAGUCCAAGAUACAACAGAGAAUGAAUGGCGCACUUGGCCUGCCACAAUGCUCAGCAUUCACACCUGACGGGAAAGAUGCCAUUUGCUCUAAAUCUUCAAGAAAACCACCAAACUUCAAUAGCCAACAGCAACAUGAUCCAAGAAAGAGGAGGCGGUACACUGUCAGAAUGCUUCUAAACCUGAACACCUCUGUCCUGGUUUGUGGAUCACUCACACACUGACAGCCAGGGACAUUUUGCCUAUGAAAUAACCUCAGAGAGACCUUGCAGGCAAACUGACUGUGGACUGUUUUUUUAUAUUGAGGGCUAAGUUGGACGGCUGUCCAGCCCCAAGGCCGAUACACUGACAGAUCAGCCAUGUCAGCCUAAAGGAAUCUGACUACUAAUAAUUAUAAAUGCUUUAAAACUAAGAAUUACAUCUUGCACACUUUCACCUGUCUGGUCAGCCUGGUUGUGUUCACGCAGGCAGUCUUAAAAAUAUACUUUGGAGUCUGGACUGCACCUGUCAGUGAGAGGGAAAGAGGACAACUUCCCAAGGAAAGGAACCAUUGCGAAUCAAAACCGAAAGUCAUAUUUUUUAGAAAUGAUUUUUAAGUAUAGGCUAAGGUGAAGGACACAUAAUACGCUCAAAUCAAGACCCAAGGUGAUAUAGAAUAUUUCCUUGCUGUCCUUUCUCUCUCCACACUCUGUUGAGGAAAUAACUGAAAGUAAACACACCAGUGAAUGAUAAACUGCCACGUGGAGAAGCACUCUCAUCUCAGACGCUUUCUAACUCUUUAGGGAACUGUAACCAGGUGUCCUCUCACAGCUGGGACCUGUCUUGAGCACCAUUAGCAGUGAACAUCAUGUCAGAGCUGGAGGACUAUUCCCCUCCUCGGGGCCACCUUCAUCCUGACCCGGCUCGCAUCCAGCAGAACCUCCUGGAGGAACAGGUGGAGCUCUGGUGGUUCAGCGAGCCACGCAAAUCCUUAUUAUGCUACUGCGCUUCAGUGGCCUUGAUCUUAGGCUGCGGUCUGGGCGGCGUAGGCCUCCUUUCCACUACCACCAGCCUUUCCAGUGAGUGGCGACUGGGCGCCGGAACUGUUCUUUGCCUUCUCGCUCUGGCCGUCCUUCUCAAGCAGUUGCUGAGUUCUGCUGUCCAGGACAUGAACUGCGUGCGUAGUAGGCGCCGGAUCAACAUGCUAAAAAGCGGUGGUUUAUCUGACGUCCUCGUCAUGUUGAUCACGGGAAUCUCUCUGCUAAUUUGUGGAGCUGUCCUGCUGGAUGUGGCCCUUUCCUACCACAUGCCCAAACCUGGGAAGGCACUGAAUGACAUGUAUAUAUCUGGGGUGGUGAUGCUGGUAGGUGGGAGUUUUACAGCGUUAGCGGUCGGGAUUUACGCAGCAGUAGUUUUCCUCUUAGAGAGGUCAGGACCGGGACAGAGACGAUGGGAGAGGACAGUGGGGAUCUUCAGCAUUUCAGGCCAGAUGCAGGCAAGGAGAGAGACUGCUUCAAGCCUGGCUCGUCUGAUAUAAUUGUGACUACAUAAUAAAUAUACCAUUCUUUUACUGAACAGGAACUGAGAUGAAAAACUAGCACCCUCAAUGAUACUUUGCACCCGUUAAACUAAGGCACAAAUCACAUGUGAUAUUUACAAUUACAUUUUGAUUCACAUUUUGGAUCAAGGAUCCUGGCAUUAAACAUUUGAGGGUUUAAGCACAAACAUUCAGCUUUUACAUGUGUCACUCCAAUAAAGUACAGUUAAAAGUACUGAAAAAGCACUAAAAUAAUCUAAAGUUUGACCUUUAAUUGAUUUUAGGUAAAACAUGCUGCUUUAUCUCCAAUGCUUUUGGACAACUACAAUAUGUGCAUGUCCUUGACUGCUUUAUUUAUGUGGGCAACUGUGAGCAUACCAAGUGGUUGUCCAUCAUGGGAUGUCUUUAGCUUUUCAGGAGCUCUGAUGUGUGAGCAAACUGACUGACUGUGUCAGCUGAAUUCACAUAUGUGUGGAUUUAUACUACAACCUGU
Messenger RNA from Sinocyclocheilus anshuiensis, 2533 nucleotides. It is a transcript of the gene tmem125a, whose product is annotated as transmembrane protein 125a. The transcript has 5 exons. Lineage: Eukaryota; Metazoa; Chordata; Actinopteri; Cypriniformes; Cyprinidae. The record is from RefSeq and is a predicted model, not a curated record. The coding region runs from base 1372 to 2040 and encodes 222 amino acids.